Suricata suricatta (meerkat) is the source of this 1553-nucleotide messenger RNA. RefSeq names its product Fc fragment of IgG receptor Ia (gene FCGR1A). The record is from RefSeq and is a predicted model, not a curated record. NCBI's taxonomy places the organism in Eukaryota, Metazoa, Chordata, Mammalia, Carnivora, Herpestidae. The transcript has 6 exons. Gene Ontology annotation, molecular function: transmembrane signaling receptor activity. Bases 103 to 1320 code for a protein of 405 amino acids. Gene Ontology annotation, biological process: cell surface receptor signaling pathway; regulation of immune response.
AAAACUUUAGUCUUUCCCUUGAAUUCUGAGAGUUUCAUAAGCCGCAAAUCCACAGUUUCAAACUAAGGGAGAGAGGCUAAGACAUUUGAGAAUGAGGAGAGAAUGACUCAAGAAUUAAGGAUAUAUUUCCCAGAAAAGUGUGAUGAAAGUGGUCAGAAGAAGCUAUUUCCUUCCUCUUUUCUAAUCUUGACUCCAGAGCCUCCAGCAGAAGCUCUUCAAUGCCUUGCAUGUUACAGACUCCGCUGCUCCCAUCAGCUUGGAGGUAGCAUGUGGCUUCUGACGGCUCUGCUGCUUUGGGUUCCAGCUGGUGCACAAGUGGACCUUACAAAGGCAGUGAUCACCUUGCAACCUCCAUGGGUCAGUGUAUUUCAAGAGGAGACUGUAACCUUAUGGUGUGAGGGGCCCCAACUGCCUGGGCACAGCUCUACACAGUGGUAUCUCAAUGGCACAGCCUUUCAGACCUUGACCCCCAGUUACAGAAUCGCCGCCGCCAGUAUCAAUGACAGUGGCGAAUACAGGUGCCAGACGGGUCUCUCAGUGCCAAGUGACCCAGUACAGCUGGAAAUCCACACAGAUUGGCUCCUACUCCAGAUCCAAAGCAGAGUCAUUACGGAAGGGGAACCUCUGACCAUAAGGUGUCAUGGAUGGAAGAAUAAGCCAGUAUACAAUGUGGUUUUCUACCAAAAUGACAAGGCCUUUAAGUUUUCUCCUCAGAACUCUGAAUUCACCAUUCUGAAAACCAACCUGAGUCACAGUGGCGUCUAUCACUGCUCAGGCAUGGGGAGGCAUCGCUACACGUCACUAGGAGUCCCUAUCACUGUAAAAGAGCUAUUUCCAGCCCCGGUGCUGACAGCAUCCUUGUCGUUACCACUCCUGGAGGGGCGGCCAGUCAACCUAACCUGCGAGACGAAGCUGCUCCUACAGAGGCCUGGUUUGCGGCUUUACUUCUCCUUCUACGCGGGCGACAGGGCCGUGCUGCGCAGGAGCGCGUCCCCCAGGUACCAGAUACCGAGUGCUCGGACGGAAGACGCGGGCCGCUACUGGUGCGAGGCUGCCACCAGGGACAGCGCCAUCGUCCGGCGCAGCCCUGAGUUGGAGCUCCAGGUGCUUGGCCUCCGGACACUGAGUCCUAUUUGGUUUCACAUCCUUUUCAGUCUGGCAGUGGGAAUGAUGUUUUUGGUGGACACCAUCUUCUGUAUAAUUAUACACAAGGAACUGCAAAAACAAAAACUGUGGAGUUUAGAAAUCUCUUUGGGCUCUGGUCCUAAGAAAAAAGCAACUUCCUAUCUUGAAGAAGAUAGAUAUUUAGAAGACAUUUAGAGCCGCAGUGUCAGGGACAAGAGCGGCCGCAAGAAAGGACACCACCGGACGUCCCGGGAGUGGGGGGGGUGGGGAGGGCAACAGUGGCAGCCCAGAGAGUGCCCGCGGGUCUAGCCGGCCCCUCCCCCUUCCCUGUGCAAGCACGGGGGUGCCAACAGCCAGAAGUUUAAAGAAACUGGACUGUGAGUCCCAUGAUAUUUGACUGACUCAAAUAAAGCAAACAAAUGAACAGA